CAGCUGAGAAAAGCUGCCCCCUCCCCAUUAAAAGCCUCCCGCCUCGUUCUCGUUUCUGAACUCUGACCUUCAGCCUAGACUUUGCUCUGACCUUUGACCUCUGACCUGUUGGUUUGUGACCUGCUGGUGUCGGUCCACGUCGGUUCUGGUGGCUUGUUGGUGUCUUCAGUGCCUUUUGGCUGUGGGGGGGCCGAUCAGUUGGUCAGUGGAAGGGGUGGGGGCAGGGCUCAGAUUAGCUCCGCCCCCUCGACCGUCCUGACGCUCUGCGCAGCAGCAGUGCAGCAGUCUGUCUGCUCUGCCUGCGUCUGCAGUCAUGGCAGACGUCUGGGGGGGCAUCGUCAGCCAGAGGGGGUCCAGAUCCGGGUCUGCGGGGAACGACGAGGAGGCGGUGGUGGACCGGGGCAAAACCAGCUCCACCCUCCACACCAACUUUGAGAAGGAGGAGCUAGAAAGCCACCGGGCCGUGUACGUGGGCGUCCACGUCCCUCUGGGCCGGCAGGGCCGCAGGCGGCACCGUCACCGAGGGCACCGGCAUCACCGGAAACGGCGGGAUUGCUCCGACCGGGACGACGGACGAGAGUCGCCCACCUACGACACGCCGUCUCAGAGGGUCCAGUUCAUCCUCGGCACCGAAGACGACGAUGAAGAGCACAUUCCUCACGACCUGUUCACGGAGCUGGACGAGCUCGCCUUCAGGGACGGAGACAACCAGGAGUGGAAGGAGACGGCCAGAUGGUUGAAGUUUGAGGAGGACGUGGAGGACGGCGGCGAGCGCUGGAGCAAGCCUUACGUGGCCACGCUGUCCCUGCACAGCCUGUUCGAGCUGCGCUCCUGCAUCCUGAACGGAACCGUGCUGCUCGACAUGCGAGCCACCAGCAUCGAGGAGAUCGCAGACAUGGUGAUUGACAGCAUGCUGGCCUCGGGGCAGCUGGAAGACGGCGUCAAGGAGAAGGUCCGGGAAGCCGUGCUGAGGCGCCACCACCACCAGAACGAGAAGAAGCUGAGUAACCGCAUCCCUCUGGUCCGCUCCUUCGCCGACAUCGGCAAGAAACACUCCGACUCCCAUCUGCUGGAUCGGAACGGUCUGCUCGCCUCGCCGCAGUCCGCUCCCGGAAACCUGGACAGCAAACGCGCAGACGCUCGCAUCAACGGCGGCAGCUGUGAGAACAGCAGCGUGGACUUCAGCAAGGUGGACAUGAACUUCAUGAAGAAGAUCCCUCCUGGGGCCGAAGCCUCCAACGUCCUGGUGGGGGAGGUGGACUUCCUGGAACAUCCCAUCAUCGCCUUCGUCCGCCUGUCCCCCGCCCUGCUGCUGACCGGCCUCACCGAGGUCCCCGUGCCCACCAGGUUUCUUUUCCUGCUGCUGGGCCCGUUUGGGAAAGGUCCGCAGUACCACGAGAUCGGGCGGUCCAUCGCCACGCUGAUGACGGAUGAGAUCUUCCAUGACGUGGCGUACAAGGCCAAGGACCGGAACGACCUCCUGUCCGGGAUCGACGAGUUUCUGGAUCAGGUGACCGUGCUGCCUCCAGGGGAGUGGGACCCCAGCAUCCGCAUCGAACCCCCCAAGAACGUCCCGUCUCAGGAGAAGAGGAAGAUCCCGACACAACCUAACGGCUCCGCCCACAACUCUGAGGCGAUGAAGGAGGCGGAGCAUCACGCGGGGCCAGAGCUCCAGAGGACGGGCAGGAUCUUCGGCGGUCUGGUGAACGACGUUAGGAGGAAAGUUCCGUUCCUGUGGAGCGACGUGAAGGACGCCGUCAGCCUGCAGUGUGUGGCGUCCGUCCUCUUCCUGUACUGCGCCUGCAUGUCCCCCGUCAUCACGUUCGGGGGGCUGCUGGGAGAAGCCACCAAAGGAAACAUCAGCGCCAUCGAGUCUUUGUUCGGGGCGUCCAUGACGGGCGUGGCCUACUCCAUGUUUGCGGGGCAGCCUCUCACCAUCCUGGGCAGCACCGGUCCGGUUCUGGUGUUCGAGAAAAUCCUCUUCAAAAUCUGCAAUGACUACCACCUGUCCUACCUGUCCAUGAGGACCGCCAUCGGGCUCUGGACGGCCUUCUACUGCGUGGUGCUGGUGGCCACGGACGCCAGCUCUCUGGUCUGCUACAUCACCCGCUUCACCGAGGAGGCCUUCGCCGCGCUCAUCUGCAUCAUCUUCAUCUACGAGGCUCUGGAGAAGCUGGUCCACCUCAGCAGCGUCUACCCCAUCAACAUGGACAACCACCUGGAGAACCUGACCUUCUACAGGUGUCAGUGCUCUCCGCCGCUCAACGCCUCGGCCCAAGUCCUGGAGCAGUGGAGCGGCAGGAACGCCACGGCAGAAAGCAUCCAGUGGGACCAGCUGAGCGUGACGGACUGUCAGGCCCUCAAAGGCGCCUUCGUAGGCUCCGCCUGCAGCCUGGACCGCCCCUACGUUCCCGACGUUCUCUUCUGGUCCGUCAUCCUCUUCUUCACCACCUUCUUCCUGUCUUCCUUCUUCAAGCAGUUCAAGACCAAAAGAUACUUUCCCACCAAGGUCCGAUCCACCAUCAGCGACUUCGCCGUCUUCCUCACCAUCAUGAUCAUGGUGCUGGUGGAUUAUCUGGUGGGGGUUCCCUCCCCGAAGCUCAACGUACCGGACCGAUUCCAGCCCACCUCCAGCACUCGAGGAUGGUUUAUCUCCCCGCUGGGCCCGAACCCCUGGUGGACGCUGCUGGUGGCCGCGCUGCCCGCUCUGCUCUGCACCAUCCUGGUCUUCAUGGACCAGCAGAUCACGGCCGUCAUCGUCAACAGGAAGGAGAACAAACUGAAGAAAGGAUGCGGCUAUCACCUGGACCUCCUGGUGGUGGCGCUCAUGCUGGGCGUGUGCUCCAUCAUGGGCCUGCCGUGGUUCGUGGCGGCGACGGUGCUGUCCAUGUCCCACGUCAACAGUCUGAAGGUGGAGUCGGAGUGCGCGGCGCCCGGCGAGCAGCCCAAGUUCCUGGGCAUCAAGGAGCAGAGGGUCACGGGCUUCAUGAUCUUCUUCCUGAUGGGCUGCUCCGUCUUCAUGACGUCGGCUCUCAAGUUCAUCCCCAUGCCGGUCCUGUACGGAGUCUUCCUCUACAUGGGCGUGUCCUCGCUCAGAGGCAUCCAGCUGUUCGACCGGAUCAAGCUCUUCAGCAUGCCGCCCAAACACCAGCCGGACCUGAUCUACCUGCGCUACGUCCCGCUGUGGAAGGUCCACGUCUUCACCGUGGUCCAGCUCACCUGCCUCAUCCUCCUGUGGGUCAUCAAGGCCUCCGCCGCCGCCGUCAUCUUCCCCAUGAUGGUUCUGGCCCUGGUCUUCAUCCGGAAACUUCUGGACUUCUGCUUCACCAAACGAGAGCUGAGCUGGCUGGACGACCUGAUACCAGAGAGCAAGAAGAAGAAGGACGAUGACAAGAAGAAGGAGCAGCCAAUCAGCUCUGCUGUUUUCCAGGAGGCCCAGCAGAUGUUUGUGGAGGCGGACGAUGAGCCGCCGUAUGACCACGACAAUGUCCUCAAGUUCCCCAUCAAAGGAAGGUCGGACCCUUCGGUGGUCAACAUCUCUGAUGAAAUGGGCAAAAGUGGGAUUUGGGCUUCGCUUUUCAAGAACUCUGAAGGCAGCAAAGCUCUGAAGCGCUGCAACAGUCAGGAGAACCUGAAGAGUGUCCGGAUCAACGUGGAAAACGAACACGGUCAAAGAGUCGUAGACGCCGAGACGGCACUGUGAUCCGUCGAUGGUUGGCUGGAGGAGGAGGCGGAGCCAAGCCCCCUAACGGAACGCAUUAGAUCAUCUUUAAAAUGAAGCAUCAGUCAUGGACCAAUCAGAUUUCCCCGUUCUCCCGCCUCUUCUGUGGCGGCUUUUAUGUUCUCAUCGUUUUAUGGUGAAAGACUUAACCUCUGGGUGAACCACGGGUCGGAACCGGCUCCUCAGGUGACCCGGGUUUCACUGCCCCUCCCCCGUGCCACAGUGUGAUUGGUGGACUUGGAGCACGGCUGAACGUUUUUAUUUAAUUUCCUUCAAGCCUUAAUGUCUGAUUUUAUUCUGAAAUGUUAGUUUUCUGCCUUAAUGAAGCUCCGGCGGUCUCUUUUUUAAUUAUGUUCAGGUGUGUGUGUGUGCACGUGCGUGUGCACGUUGACUCACCUUGUUGCCUCCAACCGAACGCCUUACUCUGGCGCAGCAGCUGGCGUCGUUAUUUUUGUGCAGGUUUUCAAUAAAGCGUUUUGAUCGGA
Oryzias latipes (Japanese medaka) is the source of this 4206-nucleotide messenger RNA. It is a transcript of the gene slc4a7, whose product is annotated as solute carrier family 4 member 7. Gene Ontology annotation, molecular function: solute:inorganic anion antiporter activity; monoatomic anion transmembrane transporter activity; sodium:bicarbonate symporter activity. Gene Ontology annotation, cellular component: plasma membrane; apical plasma membrane; basolateral plasma membrane. Lineage: Eukaryota; Metazoa; Chordata; Actinopteri; Beloniformes; Adrianichthyidae. Gene Ontology annotation, biological process: monoatomic anion transport; bicarbonate transport; transmembrane transport. The record is from RefSeq and is a predicted model, not a curated record.